AUGAGACGCCCUACGUGCAAAGAGACCGUCGAGCAACAAUACGAGGAAUCGGUUAGCCGUAUCAACGAGCUAACCACUAUAAACGCGAAUAUCGUCACAUCAAAAGCGAAACUUGAACAAGAGCUAUCUACUCUGGCUGGCGAUUACGAGGAAGUGACUAAGGAGCUGAGAGUGAGCGACGAGAGAUACCAACGGGUACAAACUGAACUGAAACAUACCGUUGAGAUUUUGCACGAGGAACAAGAGCGUAUCGUAAAGAUCGAGGCCAUUAAGAAAUCCCUCGAAAUCGAAGUGAAAAACCUAUCCGUGAGAUUGGAGGAAGUCGAAGCAAACGCUAUCGUUGGUGAUUCGCGACUUGGAGCUAGAACUCGACGAAGAGAAGCGCCGACACUCCGAAACCGUGAAGAUUCUUCGCAAGAAAGAGCGCACAAUCAAGGAGGUGAUGAUCCAGUGAAUCUCUACAAGAGGCAAUUGCAAGAGCAAGAGGGCAUGUCCCAACAGAGCGUGACCAGGGUCCGCCGAUUCCAAAGAGAACUGGAAGCUGCUGAAGACCGAGCCGACACGGCCGAGAGCAAUUUGACUCUGAUCCGUGCAAAACACCGCAGUUUCGUCACCACCUCCAGCGUGCCCGGUUCUCAGGUGUACCUCGUCCAGGAGACGAGGUCUGACCUAUAA
Molecule: messenger RNA, 675 nt
Organism: Apis mellifera (honey bee)
Lineage: Eukaryota; Metazoa; Arthropoda; Insecta; Hymenoptera; Apidae
Product: paramyosin, short form-like
Exons: 4
Coding region: 1-675 (224 amino acids)
Source: RefSeq, a predicted model, not a curated record